Parastagonospora nodorum SN15 is the source of this 303-nucleotide messenger RNA. RefSeq lists its product as hypothetical. The transcript is spliced from 2 exons. Bases 1 to 303 code for a protein of 100 amino acids. Lineage: Eukaryota; Fungi; Ascomycota; Dothideomycetes; Pleosporales; Phaeosphaeriaceae. The record is from RefSeq and is a predicted model, not a curated record.
AUGCACACCGAUUCGAGCGCCACACAUCUGGACCGCCGCUCAGCCCUGGUCCCUGACAGUGUACAAAAGCGGAUGCAAACCGUGUACCCGUUACUGCAUCGGCUGUUGCGGAUAUGCUCGCUACGUGGUGCCGUUGUGUACGACUCUGCGGCGGUGAAGACUCUCGCUCGUAGAACAGCCAGCCUUCCAUCCGAUCACAGGAACUGGAUCUCAAAGGCGACUGUCAUCAUCGGGAUAGCUGGUGGGCGCCGUCAGAUCUCUUUUGAGAUGCUUUCACCGAUACGGUCUAUGCAGAUCGCCUAG